CAGGAAGCAGGGCUGGCUACCACAACCACCACAGCUAGUUUGCUAGCUCCUUGGAAACUGGUCUCAUUUAACUAUCCAGUCUAGAUUGUGUUUGCAAGAUGUCAGAGCCCCCCACACGUGUGCUGGAGCUGAAGCCUGCAGGGCACUGGGACUCCAAGCUCUUCAAGCUCAAGACAGGCUGGGUACUCCGCUUCACUGUUGCCCCAUGUCUCUACGCCACUGAUGUCAAGCUCUACACCAACUACCCCGCUCCUGGGACCCUCUACAAAAGAGAGCAAAUGAGAGAGCUGCAAUGGCAAUACUCUGCUAGAAAACCAACUUGGGACCCUGACCGAUUCGUUGACAUCACACUCGACUAUGCUGGGCCAUAUCGCUUCGAGUACAAGAAGGGCGAUUCUACCAAGCCCGGAGAUGAGGUUCUAGAAGGAAGCGGAUAUUUUGUUGUGGAUCCAGAUUUGGGAUAUAGUCCAGACGGUGUGUCAUGUCAGACGUAUAUCACCAAGUUACUAGGCCCGAUGACCCAAUGGAAGGAACGUCUUCAAGUAGCCAAGGAAGCGGGUUAUAACAUGGUCCACUUGACACCCAUCAACCAACUAGGCAGCUCCCGUAGUGCCUAUUCCAUCUCCAACCAGCUAAGGAUAGACUCCUCCUACCUUCCAACCGGUUAUACCUCCUCCGAGUCUAAAGCCACUUUCAAGAAUUGCGAGGGAGCUACAAAAUCAUUCAACGUUGAAUCUUCGUUCCUUAAAGUACACGAGCUGGUGAAAUCGAUUAAUCGUGAUUGGGGCAUGUUGAGUCUUGUCGAUGUAGUCUGGAACCACACCUCUUUUGACACCCCCUGGCUACUACAGCAUCCCGAGGCUGGCUACAAUCUUGUCAACUCUCCCCACCUACGACCUGCAUAUGCUCUCGACCUUGCACUUGCUAACUUCUCGCGGGAAAUCGCCGAAGGUGAAUGGGAAAAGUUUGGAAUUCGACCGGAAAUUCGUUCGGAAGGAGAUGUGCGAAAUAUCUGUACUCGACUUCGAGAGACGGUGUUCCCACGGGCAGAGCUGUGGCAGCACUACUGUGUGGACGUUGAGGCCGUUGUGGAGGAAUUCCGGUCGACAGUGUAUCGUCUGAAUGGUGGCAACCAUCCACGCCCCGAGGGCAAGUGGAUGAGCGUGGUCCAGGACUCACAGUAUCGGAGGCUGGGUUCAGGGGUCGAUAUUGACCUCACUCUGGAGCUAUUCAAUGUCGACUGGCCAGGUGUGGUUUGCUUUGAGGAGCGCAUUGAGCGAUGCAGCACAGACCUGAGGGAGACACUGCGCUGUCUGAAUGCGGACAUAACGGAGAAGGUGAAUCGUCGACUAGAGAGUGCUAUUUCCAAUCUAGCUGCCAACAUCCGAUACCUCUAUCUCGAGGGUCAUGGCCCUAAGAAGCAGAAGGUUACUAAAGAAGACCCUCUCUUCCCAAGGUACUUCUACAUGGUUGGAGGUGGUGUGGACUUAGCCCCGGGGGAGAUUGAGGGAACGAGGGGACAGUACGUACUGGCACACAAUGGCUGGGUCAUGGACGCUGACCCACUCGUCAAUUUUGCUGCAGAGGGGUCCCAGGUGUACUUCAAGCGUGAGCUGAUUGUGUGGGGUGAUUCCAUCAAGCUACGCUAUGGUGAUAAACCAGAGGACUCUCCAUGGCUCUGGGAACAAAUGAAACAGUACACGCAAACCAUGGCGUGGAUAUUCGAUGGAUUUAGACUCGACAAUUGUCACAACACACCACUCAAAGUGGCCGAGGGACUACUGGACGCAGCCCGAGAAGUGAACCCCAACCUCUAUCUGGUUGCAGAGUUGUUCACUCCGAGUGAGGAGAAGGACAAUUAUUUUGUCAACAGACUUGGUAUCAACUCUCUCGUCAGAGAGGCCAUGUUUGCCCCGUGUGCGCGUGAGCUGGGUCGCCUCGUGUUCAAGUACGGAGGAGAACCUGUCGCUAGUUUCCUGCCCCCUCCGUCCAAUCACGUGCUCAAGCCCACCACCACUAAUGCCAUGUUUAUGGACGCCACCCACGACAACGACCCCGGGCACAUUCUGUCUCGCUCUGUGUACGAUGCCCUGCCCAACACUGCCCUGGUAGCCAUUGCCUCCUGUGCCAGUGGUGGUACUCGAGGCUAUGACGAGCUGGUCCCUCACAUGAUCAAUGUGGUGACAGAGAGUAGGCCCUAUCCCAAGUGGACAGCCACACCCACCCCUGGGGCAGUGAGUGCUCACACUGGUAUCGUACAAGCCAAGGCAGAGCUCAACAAGCUGCACAUACAGCUAGCCGACCAGGGAUUCAAUCAGAUCUACGUUGACCAGGUGACGGAGGAGAUCGUGGCCGUGACCCGCCACUCCCCCCAAUCCCACCAAUCAGUGAUCCUCAUGGCACACACGGCCUUCCACUCGCCAGAGGACUGGGCCACGCCCACUGAGACACGCCCACACACCCACUGGGCACACGUACCACCACUAACAGUGCCAGGUCUAGUCAAGGAGGUGGUGCUGGAGGCAAGGCUUGUGAAACGUUCUCCAGACACUGACACAUUUGAGAGGGACCCUGCCACUAUCAAUGGACUGGAAUCCCACGUCCUGGACAUGAGGACGCAUAUACAGCUGGAGGAGUCUCAGUUCUGCAGCCUCAGGACUAGCGGGGAUAACGGGAACACGCAGGAGGUGGUGUUCACUGAGUUCCCUCCUGGCAGUAUCAUAGCAUUCAGAGUGUCUCUUGUCCCUGAAGCCAACUCGGCCAUCAAGAUUAUUCGCUCGUUUCUUACUGGCUCCAACGAGAGCCCCGAGGGUUACCUCACCCGUCAACGUGUCGACAAAACCGUUACCAAACUUGACCUUUUCGACCUCAACUACGCCCUCUAUCGCUGUGACGCUGAGGAACGUGACGACGGACAAGGGGGUGGAGUUUACGAGGUCCCAGGAGCGGGAAAACUGGUCUACAGUGGUCUCCAGGGUAUCAUGUCCAUGAUGACGUGGGUACGAGAUAAUAAUGAUCUGGGGCAUCCCCUUUGCUGUAACCUGAGGGACGGUGACUGGAUGGCGGGCUACACUGCUAACAGGCUCAAGCUGAGACCCGGGACAAAGCAGCUUGGUGAGUUGCUGGCAAGCUUGUUCCAUGAGCUCUCCAAGAUUCCUCGCUAUCUCAUCCCCUGCUACUUUGAUGCCAUUGUCAGCAAUAUACACUCACUACUACUGAAGUCUGCCAUCAGCAAGAUGGGCAAGUUUGUCCAGGAGGGCAGCUCAUUGGUCCAGGGGCUUGCUCUCGGCUCGGUACAGCUGUAUGGAGAGUGUCACUCCGCCAUCCUGCCUGCCUCCUCCCCCUCAGACACACCCAGUGCCUCUAUGGCUGCAGGGCUCCCACACUUUGCCACCGGUUUCAUGCGCUGUUGGGGACGGGACACGUUUAUCUCUCUCCGGGGACUUCUACUCGUGACCAGUCGAUUCGAAGAGGCUCGAGACAAUCUGCUGUCAUUUGGAGCGUGUGUACGCCACGGCUUGAUUCCAAAUCUGCUCAACGGUGGCUCCAAUCCUCGCUAUAACUGUCGGGAUGCUCCCUGGUGGUGGUUGCAGUCCAUACAAGACUACUGCACUAUGGCUCCCGAAGGAACCAAGAUCUUGCAAGCCGACGUCCGAAAGUUGUAUCGGGACGAAGAUGCCCCACCUGAUUUCGACUCACCUGACGUAUGCCCUCUUUCGGAGAUUGUCCAAGAUGUUAUUACAUCGCACGUGCUCGGUAUUAGUUUCCGUGAGCGUGGAGCGGGGACUAAUUUGGAUCGUGAUAUGUCACCGCCUGGGUUCAACGUACAGGCAGGUGUGGAUGGCGCAAGUGGGUUUGUGUAUGGAGGAAAUGUCCAUAACUGUGGAACAUGGAUGGAUAAACUGGGAGAAUCCUCAUGGGCAGGCAACAAGGGUGUGCCCGCCACUUCAAGGGAUGGAUCUGCUGUGGAGUUGGUUGGUCUGUGUUACUCUGCUGUGAGCUGGUUGUCUCGAGUGUUUAGUCAGGGAGUGUACCCAUACUCUGGAGUGAAGCUACUCUCAGAGGAAGGAGUUCCUCCACAAAGGCUCUCCUUUCAAGAGUGGACCAAGUCCAUCAAGAUCAACUUUGAGAAGCGGUUCUGGAUCCCAGAGGACCUCGCCUUGGCUCAAGAGAGAGAGGGAGAUGGCAGCGGCUUCAUCCAUCGCAGGGGAAUCUUCAAGGACAUUGUCGGAUCCACUCAACGAUACUCGGAUUAUCGCCUCAGGCCUAAUUUCCCCAUUGCUAUGGUGGUGGCCCCAGAUCUGUUCACACCUGGUAAUGCUUGGACUGCUCUGGGCAUGGUGGAGGAGACUCUGUUAGGGCCACUAGGGGUCAAGACGCUGGACCCUCAUGACCUUGUGUACAAUGGCUACUACAUCAACUCCGUCGACUCUGGAGACUUCAAUAGUGCCAAGGGAUUCAACUACCAUCAAGGCCCGGAGUGGCUAUGGGUGAUUGGCUACUUCCUACGAGCAAGGCUCCACUUUGCCCAUCGAAACGGGUUCCUCCUUGAAGAGACUAUCUCAUUCAUCCACUCAGUGCUCAGCUCCCAUGCCCAGGCUCUGAGGGACUCCCCGUGGAAGGGACUGCCAGAGCUGACCAACAAAGAUGGAUCGGAGUGCCCUGACUCCUGCCCCAUCCAAGCCUGGUCAAUGGCCACUCUGCUAGACGUGCUCCAUGACCUGGAGCAGUACAGCAAUUAACUAACUAACUCUUUGUUAAUUUUGAACUAUAGUUGUGUAGAUUGUAAGAUUCGUAGUAUAUAUUAUAUCAAUGGACAUUUUAGCAUCAUUUCUACUAAUUAUACUGAUAUAGUGAAAUUUCUAGAAGUUUCAAUUUAUUCCCUAUUCAAUAAACAUUUUUUCGUUACA
This is a messenger RNA of Halichondria panicea, 4910 nucleotides long. RefSeq names its product glycogen debranching enzyme-like. The record is from RefSeq and is a predicted model, not a curated record. NCBI's taxonomy places the organism in Eukaryota, Metazoa, Porifera, Demospongiae, Suberitida, Halichondriidae. Gene Ontology annotation, molecular function: amylo-alpha-1,6-glucosidase activity; 4-alpha-glucanotransferase activity. Bases 99 to 4742 code for a protein of 1547 amino acids. Gene Ontology annotation, biological process: glycogen catabolic process; glycogen biosynthetic process. The transcript has 17 exons.